Molecule: messenger RNA, 1047 nt
Organism: Megalops cyprinoides (Indo-Pacific tarpon)
Lineage: Eukaryota; Metazoa; Chordata; Actinopteri; Elopiformes; Megalopidae
Exons: 4
Source: RefSeq, a predicted model, not a curated record
AUGGCAGCUGAACCCGGCAAAAAGCAACCAAGACGAGACUGGGACGGAGGACGAAACAACCACAAUCGAGACUUCAAGAAAGCUCUGAUCACACCACUCCUCAAGAAACCAUCCACCGAUCCAUCCGAUGUUACAAACUACCGACCGUCUGCUGCUUUCGACACAGUCAACCACCAGACACUAUUAUCAAAGCUGUCUGAGAUGGGCAUCUCUGGAACUGCCCUCUCUUGGUUCACGUCCUACCUGACUGGUAGAUCCUCCCAGGUCAACGAAAGAAUCUCUGCAUGCCUGGCUGACAUCUCCAAAUGGAUGACAUCCCACCACCUGAAGCUGAACCUCAGUAAAACGGAACUCCUCUUCAUCCCAGCCGGCCCUUCCCCCCUGCAUGACCUUUCCAUCACCGUCGAUGGCACCACAAUACCAUCCUCUCAGUCAGCAAAGAGCUUGGGCGUCACCCUCGACAGUAACCUGGACUUCAAGGAGUACAUUGCUCACACGUCACGGGCCUGCCGAUUCCUCCUCCACAACAUCAGGAGGAUUCGUCCGUUCCUAACCACAUACGCGACGCAGCUCCUUAUCCAGGCCACAGUUCUCCCUCGACUGGACUACUGCAACGCUCUCCUUGCAGGCCUCCCAGCAUGCACCACCCAGCCUCUCCAGCUCAUCCAGAAUGCAGCUGCCCGACUGAUCUUCAACCUUCCCAAAUUCUCCCAUGUUACUCCCCUGCUGAAAUCCCUCCACUGGCUUCCUGUCGCUGCCAGGAUCAGAUUCAAGACCCUGACCCUUGCCUUCUCUGCAGUCAACAGGACAGCCCCUGCCUACCUCCAUGAACUCAUCCAGCCCUACACACCAGCCCGACCCCUGCGCUCAGCAGCAACUGGACGCCUUGCUCCCUGCAUGGUCAAGGCAGGAGGUGCUCGUUCUGCCAGACAUCGGCGUUUCACCUACAUCACUCCCCAGUGGUGGAACGAACUCCCGGUCUCGCUACGGACAGCUUCUUCACCCCAGUCCUUCAGAUGGGGCCUGAAGACGCACCUCUUCAGACUC